UAAUAUUUAAUAUAAUAUCAGUAUUUAAUUAUCGGUAUAAUAUUAAAUUAUUUUACUUUUAUUAUUAAAGAAAGAUCAAUCGUAUUAUGUCCUUAUAUUUGUAAAUUUAUACAUGUACGUUGAAAGAAGCGAAUGUAAUCUUCAGGGAUACAUCGAUAUUUUCUAAUAUUCUAAACAAAAUGUCCACAUUAAUUUUGCGAACUAUUAGUUGUUUAAAUAAAUCACCAAAGUAUAUUUUAAGUAAGGUUAGGCAAAUCAGCGUAUCAACUGUUCGUCGAGAAAUACCGUCUAACGUUGACAGAAAAAUUAAAAAAAAAUCUCCAAUAACAUGGAAAUCUUUGACAGUUACCGCAGUUCUUGGAGGUGGUCUUUUACUAUAUUUAUAUUAUUUGAAAGGAGAAAAAGAAAAGAUAGAGAUACGUGAAAGAAGACGACAGUUAGGAAAAGCUGCCAUCGGUGGAAAGUUUGAGCUACUUGAUAGCGAAGGGAGAACUGUUAAAUCAGAUGAUUUCUUAGGACAAUGGGUUUUAAUUUACUUUGGUUUCACUCAUUGCCCAGACAUUUGUCCGGAUGAACUUGAAAAAUUAACACUUGUUGUAGAUCAGUUAGAGAAUGAAUAUAAGUUAAAAGUUCAACCACUUUUUAUAUCCGUUGAUCCUGAAAGAGAUACUCCUGCCAUAGUAGGAAAAUACAUAAAAGAAUUUUCACCUAAAAUUAUUGGCCUUUCUGGUUCUCCUGAGGCAAUUGGAAAAGUUUGUAAAGCUUAUAGAGUAUAUUAUAGUAAUGGGCCUAAAGAUGUGGACAAUGAUUACAUUGUUGAUCAUACUAUCAUAAUAUACUUAAUAGAUCCAGAGGGUUUAUUUGUUGAUUACUAUGGACAGACACAUCAAGCUGAACAUAUAGUUAAUAGCAUAAUAAUUAAUAAGUCAAAAUAUGAUCAAUAUGUAAAGAGUACAAAAUAAUUCUUUGCUAUUGUAAAUGAUUAUUGUACGUGUAACUGAUUUUGUAAUAUAAUUACUACUUAUGUUA
Molecule: messenger RNA, 1029 nt
Organism: Vespa mandarinia (Asian giant hornet)
Lineage: Eukaryota; Metazoa; Arthropoda; Insecta; Hymenoptera; Vespidae
Gene: Scox
Product: Synthesis of cytochrome c oxidase
Biological process (GO): mitochondrial respiratory chain complex IV assembly; intracellular copper ion homeostasis
Cellular component (GO): mitochondrial inner membrane
Molecular function (GO): copper chaperone activity; copper ion binding
Source: RefSeq, a predicted model, not a curated record